Messenger RNA from Paramisgurnus dabryanus, 3176 nucleotides. The record is from RefSeq and is a predicted model, not a curated record. Lineage: Eukaryota; Metazoa; Chordata; Actinopteri; Cypriniformes; Cobitidae.
CUGUGUAUUCCGUAAGCGGCUCGUCUGCUAUGGGCAGGGCCUCAGACCCGAGCCCCUCAAUUUUCCUUCUCUACCCGUAUUCAGCUUUUCACAGAUUAACUGAUAUCACCCAUUUCUGGAAAUAGAGACGACAACUCUUCGUACAUCAGAUUAAAUCAAUCAUUUUUAACGCAUCUGGUUGUUGCUGAAGAAAUUUAAAGGGCCACCCCAUUCGGGUGUGUGUGCGUGAUCUUGGAGUUCCUCUUUUUUCGGACCCUGUGAUGGAAUGACUGACUGCAAACUAUGAACAAAAUGGAGAACAUGACACUGGAGAGCAGUUUUGAAGAAAAACUGACACUGUCAGAAAAAGCUCUCACAUCUCCUCCAGGGAUGAGUGACACAAUUCAGAAAGACAAUGAAAUGGACAGCGAGAUCCUUAAAGCGGACGAUACGACGAUCACAGACUCUUCGCUCAUAACAGACCCGCCGUCAAAAAUCGAACCAAGCAAAUCUGACCCAAGACCCAACACACCUGGAGGCACUGCCAUCUCCCCUCCAAAAAAAGAUGGAAUGAGUUCAGAGCAACGUCAGAAACAGGCCAAAAAGAGACGGGAGGAGAGAGCCAAAUAUCUGGAACAGAAAACGCAGGAGCAAGCGUCAAAGAAAGCUCAGUGGUUGGAGAAGGAGGAGAAGGCCAGACGUUUGCGUGAAAGCCAGCUGGAGGAACGCAGGAGGAAACUGGAGCAGCAGCGACUGAAAACGGAAAAACGCAGAGCCCUGCUGGAGGAGAAACAGAGACAGAAACUCGAGAAGAACAAGGAGAGAUAUGAAUCCGCCAUUAAGAGGUCAACCAAAAAAACCUGGGCAGAGAUCCGUCAGCAGAGGUGGUCAUGGGCCGGCGGGUUAAACCAGACCUCACGUAGAGAGAUGAUUUAUGGUUAUCCAGAUUCAUCUUACAUGAUGGCAGGUUUAUGCAGAUGCUCGGCCUCCACGGUCAACCUGCCGCGGCAGACGGAGUCUGUCAUUAGCAACAGGCUGUCCAAGUCUUCGGCCACGCUGUGGAACUCACCUUGCAGAACCCGCAGUUUGCGUCUGAGCCCAUGGGAGAGUCGUAUCGUGGAGAGAUUGAUGACCCCGACCCUUUCGUUUUUGGCUCGGAGUCGGAGCGUGGCCACUCUCCAGAACAGCAGCGACACCAAUCAGUGUUCCCGGUCUGCAUCAGCGUCUCCUUUGACCGCCUGCUCUCAUCAUCAUCCUCACCAGCACAAUACUGACCGCUGGAGAGUCUCAGCCAGCACACCUGACAUCACACAACGCCAACCCCGACGCAACUCUGCACCGCUUGAAAAGAAGAAGAAAGAAAAGAAAGACAAAGAAAGAGAGAACAUAAAGGAGAAGAGCGCUUUAACUAAAGAGAAAGUCCAGAAGAAGAGACAGUCUGAGUCCAUCACCAGAACAACAACAGACAGCAGCUCAAAUAUAAAACCUAAAAACAGAACAUCAUCACCUGCCACGCCCAGGAGUCGCCCUCUCUCACCCAACCCCACCGUGUCCUCUAAACCACCCUCAUCUUCAGGCCGGACCCCUCCAGGCACCAAAACCAGGCCCAAGCGAGCUCAGACCCCUGCCCGGGUACAGGCCCCUGCCGUAGCUGCCGUCGCCGUGGAAACAAAGGAGCCCGCUCAGGCUAACCCUCCCAAGGACACAAAGACCCCCAAUGUGCCUGACAUCACCGUCUCCUCUGCCCCUGCCACGCCCACCACUACCAAUCCGCCAAUCGCAACGGCUCCUCAGACACCGGAGGCCAGAGUGUCCGCCACACCUUCGCGUUCCCUCUCUCCCGAGCCGAGCCCUUCGGUCGCCAAGCCGACAGCCGGUACCAAUGACCCGGAGGAAGCGGCCCGGGUUUUGGCAGAGAAGAGACGUCAGGCCCGUGAGCAGAGAGAGCGGGAGGAGCAGGAGAGACGAGAACAGGAGCAGAAGAGCAGGGAGAUGCGUGAGGAGCACGCCAGGCGUGAGGAGGAAGAGAGGAGGCGCAGAGAAGAGGAGGCGCGCUUCAUGGCCGAGCAACAGCGUCUGCAGGAGGAGAGGGAGGCGCAGGAGAGAGCACGAGCCGAGCAGGAGGAAAAUCAGCGCCUUCAGAGACAGCGCGAAGAGGCCGAAUCUAAAGCCCGCGAAGAAGCGGAAAAACAGAGAAUAGAGCGUGAAAAACAUUUUCAAAAGGAGGAACAGGAGCGCCUGGAGAGAAAGAAGCGUUUGGAAGAAAUCAUGAAGAGGACCCGUAAGAGUGACACUGGUGGACAGAAAGAUGUGAGGUCGCCAGCCCAGGUCAAUGGCAAAGUCUCUGACAGCGUAAUGCAGAAAAAUUCUUCAGACAAUCUUCAUACUCCUGCAGCAAGUUUUAACCAAUCACAGGGAGACUUUAAAACAAGCUCCUGGGAUUCGUCCCCUCUCAUAAAUGGUGUCCAGCCCACCAAGCAUCAGAAUGGACUGUCAUCCAAUGGAGACGCAGCACAGUAUGAGGAAAUCAUCAAGUUGUCCAAUCGUAGUGGCAGCAGCAACAAUGGCCAGGGUCAACCGACUGACCCAAUCAUGGCCUUUGAGGCAGGGGAAGAAUUUAGGAUGAAGGCGGGGCCUAUUAAACCCCAGCAUGUGGCAGAGGUUCUGUGAAAGCGUGAAUCCCACCGAAGAGACGAGAGAGGAGAAGCCUUACGUUACCACUGAAGAAGAGCGCCUGCUUCCUCCUGUCACGUGUGCCAAACAAACAGACUAAAAACACUGCACAGCAGAAAACAAACGUUUCUGUGGAAGCACUUUGAGAACGUGAAACGAGAACCUAAAAACUGAACACUUCUAUACACUUCUAUAAACCGUUUGCAGAAAGUCUCUGUCUAUUUCACUGUGUGUCAUGGUGCAACAUUGUCAAGUUUCUUUAAGAAGUCACCUGCCGAUUAUGUGGCACCUUAAAUGAGUCUCUAUAUAAUGAAUUUUAGCAAGAAAUUGACUAUCAUUAUGAUAUUGAUUAUAAUUGUUGUUGUUAUUAUUGUUGUUGUUGUUAUGAUGUAUUGUUAUUGUUCUUUUAAGUAGUGUGUCUUGAAAUAUUGCGUUAUUUAACGUGUGGAGAGGGUGAUAUACUGUAUCUUAAUGUAUAUUUGCCUGAAUAUGACAGACCUGUGGAAUAAAUCUUUAUGAAAGGG